GCCGGCAGUGGGUCUCCUUCCCCAUCCUCCGAUGCCACGCAACGCCGUAUUCCUCAAGAGGUGAAGUUCCAGCAUCGGCGGACCGCCGGGGAGGUGCGGAGGUGCAAAAAGGGAAAACGCACCGACAUCAAGCCACACGAGUGGGACAAGUUCGGAUAUGCCUCGAAGGAAGAGGUCCUGCAGAGGGAGAUCGUCUACGAUGACCAGACGGUUCCUAUUCGGCGGGUGAAGUUCCGGGACAUAACGCCCGAGCGCUUCAUCGAGGAGUUCGGCUCGAAGUCUCAGCCCGUCAUCGUAGAGGACUGCUGCAGUCACUGGCCGGCCAUGGACAAGUGGUCCAUCGAUGCUCUAGACGAGCGAUUUCGCCAUGUCUCCUUCAAGGUUGCAAAGGAUGACAACGGUAAGAAGUUGCGAAUGAAGUUUAAGUAUUUCGCCGACUAUGUGAGACACCAGAAGGAUGACAAUCCUCUGUACCUCUUUGAGACGGACAUGGACGACAAUGGCUUCAUCAGGCCUCUCAUGGACGACUACGAGGUCCCAAGCCUCUUUCCGCAUGACUGGUUCUCCUUGGUCAACGCCGACUCGAGGCCUCCCUUUCGGUGGUUCUGCAUUGGCCCAAAGCGUUCCGGCACAACGGUCCACAUUGAUCCCCUUGGCACGGCGGCGUGGAAUGCUGUCACUCACGGGACCAAGCGAUGGGUGCUUUUCGAGCCCCACGAAACCAAGAAGAGGGUCAAAGGCAAAGAUCUGCUGAAGGAGGACGAAGACGAUGAGGCGAUCAUGUACUUCGACUACAUCCUUCCAAGGAUCAAGAAAGCCUACCCGGACCUGAAAGUCUAUGAGGGCCUGCAGAAGCCUGGUGAGGUGAUCUUCGUCCCUGGUGACUGGUGGCAUGGCGUCCUCAACUUGGAGGACACCGUCGCAGUGACUCAAAAUUAUUGCGGCCCGGACAACUUCGAGCUCGUCUGGUCCAGAACGCGGAAAGAACGCGAGAAGGUGGCGUGGCUGUGGUUGCGAAACAUGAGGAAGUAUGCUCCGGAUUUGUACCAAAAAGCCAUGAGCAUGAAUCGGCGUGAUCGCUUCAAGAUGAGGCACGAAAGGCCGGCUGGCGAGCGCCUAUCGGAUGCAAGCUCAUCGAGCUCGGAGUCUUCCAGCGACUCCUCCAGCGAUGAGGGCGUGGACUUGGAUCCGACUGGCUUGGAGGCUGCGGUUCCUGAUGCUUUUAAGAAGCUCGGUGCCGCAUGCUUUCAGAAGCAGGGCCGCUACGAUGUGGAUCGCAUGUCUACGACGGCACGCAAUUCCAUCGUCCCCGGUGAGAGAGGGGCAGGCAACCACGAGGCUGCAUUGAACAAGCGCCGACGGAUCCAGGCUCAGGAGACCGUGCUGCAGGGAUGA
Symbiodinium sp. CCMP2456 is the source of this 1395-nucleotide messenger RNA. The record is from the annotation of a GenBank genome assembly. NCBI's taxonomy places the organism in Eukaryota, Dinophyceae, Suessiales, Symbiodiniaceae.